AUGUCACUCCUCGAAGAGCCCCAGCAAGAUAUUUGGGAUCUUCAAGCGCACAAGAUCACCAUCCCCGCCCAUGCCGGUCCUAGUCAGUUCGCUUCUUCGUCCUCCCAAGCAUCACAACCACAGUCACACAAAGGCGGCUUCUUCUACAUACCCAAUCUCAUCACUGAGGAUGAGGAACGCUUCUUGACCGAAGCUCUUCUCUCAGCUCCCAAGCCAAAAUGGAAAGUGCUCCAAAACAGACGCUUGCAGGAAUGGGGCGGACAGAUGCAUGCUAAGAACAACACCUUGAUGCCGCAAGAAAUGCCCGAUUUUUUCACCAGCUACCCGGAUCUCAUCACAAGACUUCGCAAGACGGGUGCUUUCGAAGGCUCCAAGCAUGGCGAGCCGAACCAUUGCCUUGUGAACGAGUACCUUCCUGGUCAGGGCAUCAUGCCUCAUGAGGAUGGUCCGGCGUACUUUCCUGCAGUAGCUACGAUCAGCCUAGGCUCACAUGCGCUGCUUGAUAUCUACCGAUACGUAGAUGAAGAUUUGCAAAAGGACUUUGAUGAGAGAAUGGAAGAGCAUGACAAGGAGGUCAAGAGGAUCGGUACAGCCGAGGACGCGAGUGCAGGGGAUUCGGACAAGUCGAGAAUCGUACCGAAAGAGAGGAUCGAAGGCAACGUCAAGAUCGUGCGAGGUGCUAGAGCAAGGGAGCCCAACCCCAUUUUUUCGAUAUUGCAGGAGCCUCGAUCGCUGCUCAUCACAACAGGCCAGGUUUACAAGUCUUACUUGCAUGGCAUUGCCGAACGGAAGCUUGACACGGACGAGCACUUGUCCAAGGUUGCGAACGAGCAUCUGCUCGCCAAUGCUCCGCUGCGAGCUGCGGUAGAGAAGGCCAAAUCGAAAGAUAGAGAAGAAGGGGCUGCCAAGGGAGAGAAAAACGGAGAAACAGCUGGGCUAGCAAGAGACACAAGACUCAGUCUGACAUUCAGAGACGUCGAGAAAGUGAGCAAAGGAGUCGCUGCCAUGAUGGCUUUCUUGCAAGGCGGAAAGCGAUAG
Ustilago hordei is the source of this 1038-nucleotide messenger RNA. RefSeq lists its product as uncharacterized. Lineage: Eukaryota; Fungi; Basidiomycota; Ustilaginomycetes; Ustilaginales; Ustilaginaceae. Bases 1 to 1038 code for a protein of 345 amino acids. The record is from RefSeq and is a predicted model, not a curated record. The transcript has a single exon.